Molecule: messenger RNA, 1803 nt
Organism: Lachancea lanzarotensis
Lineage: Eukaryota; Fungi; Ascomycota; Saccharomycetes; Saccharomycetales; Saccharomycetaceae
Product: LALA0S09e06546g1_1
Exons: 1
Coding region: 1-1803 (600 amino acids)
Biological process (GO): intracellular copper ion homeostasis; intracellular iron ion homeostasis; positive regulation of transcription by RNA polymerase II
Cellular component (GO): nucleus
Molecular function (GO): RNA polymerase II cis-regulatory region sequence-specific DNA binding; copper ion binding; DNA-binding transcription factor activity, RNA polymerase II-specific
Source: RefSeq, a predicted model, not a curated record
AUGGUACUUGUUAACGGUAUCAAAUAUGCGUGCGAACGAUGCAUCCGGGGCCAUAGGGUGACAACUUGCAACCAUACAGAUCAGCCUUUGAUGAUGAUCAAGCCCAAAGGCCGGCCUUCUACAACUUGUUCGCAUUGCAAAGAACUCCGGAGGAACAAAAAUGCCAAUCCUUCCGGAUCCUGCACUUGUGGGCGUCAAGAGAAGAAACGACUGGCCCAAAAGGCCAGAGAAGAAGCCCGUAGCAAUGGUGGCAAGAACGGCAAGGACACCAGUAGCUGUGACUGCAUGGAAACUGACAAGUGUUCGUGCCAUCGUACGCGGAAAACACACCGUCGAAUAAUGGCUUCGUCGUCGUCAUCAUCCAAAACGAAGUGCGGUGCUGGACCAUCGUCUGUAUCCAUAACCUCGGGCGAUUCUCCCACAAUGUCUUCUGUGGAUGGCCCAGAGCUCAUGGGUAGAGUUGGAAAAAACCAGGGACUCGGCUCGAUCCCGUCGUUCCACUCGUCUCAGUCGCUAGAUCGAGAUUUCAGUCUUGCUCAAAGUCCGCCGUUUUCUCCGUCUCUUUACGGCAGCAGUGCUAACAACUGGGAAACCAGUUCAAUAACCAGCUCUCUUUUGUCAGAGUCCAGGCUGAAUUUACAAGAUCGCGGCUACGCGGCGUCUGUUCCGAUACCUGAGGAACAAAGCCUAGAUAGCGAAAAAAACACAUUGGAAGAUGGCGAAACCAGGAAGGAAGACUCUACGGCAUUCAUAGACGAAUCAUCUGAAGUCCAUAAUCUUCACGGCAGUGGUCUCGAAAGCUUUGGGUUCCAGCAUCGGGGUGGGUGGGCUCAAUGUGAUACGAAACAUAGCAGCAUGGACUUGUUUGCCGAUACUUCGGAAUUUGGCAACACUAAUUACCGAACCUUGAAGCAACACCACCACACCAAAUUGCCGGGGCACGGACACUUUUCUUCAGACAAAGCAUGGAUCCCCGAAUCUCCACACUCCACUACUGUGAAUUCACGAUCGACAUCGAUCCUGAGAGACGUGCCGAAAUCAUUCACAUCAAGACCCUCUAUCGAUAGCGCUAACUCUGAUUUUUCAAGGUUCACCAUUAGCGGAAAUGGCACCAAAGAGAGAUCUAUAACAUCUGGGUCAGAAAACAAGCAGCCAUAUAUCACAGCGCGACAAUUGCAAUCACAGAGUGUCCUGUAUAAUGACACUGUAAACCCCACAUCUUUCAAUAUCGAGGAUGAAAACUCACAAAGCGUGGAAGUUUUGUCCCUAACACCCAGCUUUAUGGAUAUUCCGGACAAUUCUAAUUUGUAUUCUGCGACUUCUAACCCAUUUCUCAACUCACUAGGAGGAGCUGAAAUACGGCAGCGCUCCGUCAGUAUUCACAAAAAUCAUCGUUAUGAUCAGUUUUCGAAAGAACAAACAAACACAAAAAGUAAUUCGUCGCUUAGUGUGGCGGACGAGAACACUAAGAAUGAUCAGCUGUCAUCGAGGCUUUCUGGGCGUGAAAGCUCCAACACCGGCUCGACAGGUCCGCUAAGAGCGUCUAUUAAAAACUCUCCGGCCAGCGAGAAUGAUGCAGCUGCUAUCGUAAGCCCGCCGGGGAAUGGAUUAAUGACACGGCCAAUGGAGCCGGCUAAUAGCUUUACUUCGGAUUUCGACAAUAUUCUGAGUUACAAUACUAAUGAUGACAUGCAUUCACUUCUCUCUGUGGGCCAGAACUCUCAGCUUGCUCCAACAUUGUUUUCCGAGCCGGUUGGCGAUUUCAGUUUCAAUGACAUCGACAAGUUGAUGUCUGAUCCUUGA